AGUUGGUUCAGGGUGUGGCCUCUUUCCCGAAGACAAGGCCCUUUGUCGACAGAGUUGGUCCAUGUGCUGGAUAUUUGAGUCAAAAAUAGGUCAAGUGUUUCAUUAGUCCCUGCGAUCUGUUACAACCACUUGUUCGUCAAAAAUAUAUUCAAAUAAAUUUAUUUCUAAUUUUCCAAAAAAUUUGCGAAAAUUGACACUUCAUUUUCCGAUUGCAUUCCGCGCCAUAAGAAUUCAUCGUAUUGUGCUGUGACUAGAUUUUCCUGUGCAACAAUUUUUUUUUUGUAAUGCAGAAUAUUUUUUUUGCGAAGUCAGUCCUUCAGCUGCACUCGAUUGUCCCCGGAAGUUGAUUGGCAACGGUUUUUUUAUACAAGUAAACCUAUUCACACGAAAAAAGUUGAUACGGGUUAAUGAUACCUCCCCCAUCGUGAUUCGCCAUUAUCUCGUGAAUUACUCCCCCCCUUAGUCGCUCGAUAAUUCCCGAGGAAUCGGUGAUUGUGUCAAUAUUUGUUUUUUUUUCUUCACGUUCUAUUUUUAUCGUCUUUCGUUUAUGUUUUCAUUUUUUUUCGAUUGGAUGAUUGGAAUGAGUGAACGAGUUGAUCUACUGCGCAACAGCUGAUCGAAAAAAAUGGAUUUACCGCACGAUGCAACGCUCAUGAAGUACCUGAUAGGUUAGGCUCAAUAUCGACGGGGGGCGUCGGGGGCAUUGCAACAACAAUAUUUGGACAUCCGUUGGAUACGGUAAAAACGAGAAUGCAAGCAGCACCGGGGGUUUACAAAAAUACGACGGAUGCUGUAGUGAAAACCGUGAGACGAGAAGGCGCCAUGGGACUUUACAAAGGCAUAACAGCACCUUUGAUCGGUAUAGUACCGAUUUUUGCCCUGAGUUUCUUCAGUUUUGGCCUCGGCAAACGUCUCCUCUCUCGACCUGAUAACGCACCCUUGACCCCCGUCGAUCUCUUCCUCGCGGGAAUGUUCUCCGGUCUCACCACAACAAUGUUCAGUGUACCUGGGGAGAGAAUCAAGUGCCUCCUGCAGAUGCAGACAAGAGGUACCAAGUACAAUGGAUUCAAAGACGCGGUUGUAAAAUUGUACCAGGAAGGGGGUGUCAGAAACCUCUACGUCGGCACUUGUGCUACAUUACUGAGGGACGUACCUUCUGGUGGAGUUUAUUUUGGUCUUUACGAGCUCAUGAUGAGAUUUGAAACUGAAAAUGACGAUCAUGUGUCACUCUGGCAGCCGAUGUUCGCGGGUGGAGUUGCCGGUAUCGGUAAUUGGGUGGUUGCUAUGCCAGCCGAUGUCCUGAAAUCUCGUCUGCAGACGUCGACCAUGUGGAGAUAUCCCAAGGGCAUGCGCUCGGUUUUUCCUGAAAUCCUCAGGGUCGAAGGUAUCGGUGUCCUCUACAACGGCCUCAUACCGGUAAUCAUACGAGCAUUUCCAGCCAAUGCCGUCUGUUUUCUCGGUAUAGAAUUUGCAAUACAUAUUCUCGAUAAUUAUUUCCCGUGGGUAUGAUAAAAAUACGUUGAUAAAACGAUUUUUCUAUUGGAGCUCCAGUCAUCAGAUCAGAA
Molecule: messenger RNA, 1565 nt
Organism: Fopius arisanus
Lineage: Eukaryota; Metazoa; Arthropoda; Insecta; Hymenoptera; Braconidae
Product: mitochondrial carnitine/acylcarnitine carrier protein-like
Exons: 5
Coding region: 751-1509 (252 amino acids)
Biological process (GO): mitochondrial transport; carnitine transmembrane transport
Cellular component (GO): mitochondrial envelope
Molecular function (GO): O-acyl-L-carnitine transmembrane transporter activity
Source: RefSeq, a predicted model, not a curated record